Molecule: messenger RNA, 5628 nt
Organism: Linum trigynum
Lineage: Eukaryota; Viridiplantae; Streptophyta; Magnoliopsida; Malpighiales; Linaceae
Source: the annotation of a GenBank genome assembly
ACUAAAAUGCGGGUUGAGUUGGACAAUAGGCCUGUUUUCUAAUGGUCUUGAACCCAGUGGUCAAGAGUGAGUGAUUCAAUCACAUUUUGCCUGUUCAUAUCUUAUCCCGGUGAGUACCUAUGUUGCCCAUUCGUUUAUUCCUUGGACUUGAACUCUAUGCAUGGUUAGUUUUGGUUGGUGAGUAGUCAUGUCGAGACGUGUAUUGAUUUGUGAAUAGGGUUAGAACUUUUCGUUUGCACGUUCUUAAUGGAAUCGAAUGUCGUUUGUGGUGGAUGUUGGCAUUGCUUGUAAUGGUUCAUGUGUUGAUGCCCAAUAGCCAUUGAGAUUCACUCUCUUUGAGCCCUUUGAUAUGUCCCCAAGUUAUCUUGUUAGGUUGAGAUAUUACCUUGUUGGGAAUUGGUUUGCUUGGGGACAAGCAAACGUCUAAGUGUGGGGGAGUGAUUCGGGCCUAAUUGUACACUUUUUACCCCCAUUUUCCCCAGAUGUUUGAGGCACUUUUACUCCGUGAGAUUCGGUUUUAUGCUAGGUUGUGGUUGUUUCUAGUAUGUUUGAGAUCCUAGCAUGUGCAAUCAACUCAUGCAACAUAAGUUGGAUGAAAAGGGAAAAAAAACCGAUCAAAAGGGAGCAAACAAAAACAAUUCAUUGUGGAGGCUAGUAGAUCACGGUCAGCUAGACCGUGAAGAAGGGGUGCAGACCGUGAAUCAUGGAGUCUAGUGGGUUUUGCAUGCCUUGUGGGCGUUCAUCAUUUCACGGUCAUCCGACCGUGAAGUGCCUAAGUGAAACGACGCAUUUUUGCUUGACAUCAUGGUCCAAGCCCAAUGUUCAAGGGCGUGAACUUGGACCGUGAAAUGCCGUUGAUAUGGGUAUAUAAGUAGGGUUGAGCUUAAAGAGAAGAGGAGAGAACCUAGUUUGAGAGAAUUAUUCUUAUUUAGAUUUCUAGAGUGAGAAAGUGACGAACAAGAGAAGGAGGAGAAGUUAGGGUUUCAUCCAAGAGCAAAGUUUUGGAAAAUUUUUCCUCCAAGGUUGAUCUCCACACCACAAGGAAGAAGGCAAACAUCCUCAAGAUGGGUUUCUCUCUUCUCCUUAGUGUAUUCCCUCUACUUAGCAUGGAGUAGUCCUUUCUUUCACUUGGGUGUUUGUGAACCCUAGCUAUAAUUAUGUGAAUGUUUGUAUGGAUUGAAUGACUUGUGUAUGGUUGUGUUUUAAUAUGAGUUAUGAGGUAUUUUCAUGAAGGUUGAGUUGUGUUUAUGCAUUUCCUAACUCUUAUGCCAUUUUGACCUAGGUAGAGGGAAAUCCCCUUCUUGCUAAGAGUCAUGUAAAAGCUGGAAUUCCUUGGUCAAAUUGCGUCACCUACUUAGGUUAAAUUAGGGCAAACCUCUUAAUACGUAUCAACACCUUGGGUAGGUUGUGUUUUGGCCGUCCGGACUAUGGUUUGAGGAAGAAGCCCAAGCAACCCUUAGUCGAUUGGCCAAGAGAGCUGCCUUGGUAGCUUGAUUCUAAAUCUCUUGACCUAGUGACUGAGAGAGUGACGUUUGCUCACUUGUUGCGCUUCCCUACGGUUUACAAUCGCCUUUAUCACACAUUUGCAUUCUAUCCGAGAAGUCAUGAUUACUAGCUAGGGGGAGCAACACCUAGGUGAAGACUUCUCAAUUAGUCUUCAAAUCAUUUGCUUUUCCAAUCUCUUUAGCUUUAAACCAUAGUUUUAACCAAAAACAUUUGCUAGAUAAUGUUUCAAACAAUCAAAGUAGGAGUACAUGGACCGGCCCGCUUUGACUUUUAAAACAUACGUGUCCUAUAUUGCACCCGGUUAAGGUUAAUACUUGGCCCUUAAUCGGGAUUUUUAUUGUGAUAUUCGGGACGAGUCAAUUGCCGCCCAACUUCUUCCUUCCCGCUCCAAAAGAUCGCCCAAUUUUCAUUUGGAUUGAUCUAUAUUGCCACCUAAUUUUCAUUUGGGUUAAUCUAUAUUGCCGCCCAAAAAAGUUGGGAUAGGAAAAAAUGUUUUUCUUCUUAGCUUUUAGAGUGGUGUUUUGUUUUUCCGAAUGUAUGGUUUGUUUAUAGUAUCUAUUGGUUGCAAAUGUUGAUAUCACCAUUACUAUUAGCUAGUGUACUUUACCACUUACAAUUAACAACAUGACAAGUUUGCAAAUCAUACAAGUUUAUUCAACAUUUUGACUAGUUCUUGAUUACAAAUAUAAGUAUAUAUACGAGUUAGAAAGAAAUUGGUUAAAAUUGUGAAAAUAUUUUAAAUUAGUGUAAAAAAAUGUUUAAGUUGGUAGCGAGUAAGAAGUAAAUAACUCGAUGUGCUGAUCCGAACAAACCGCAACCCGAUCCGUCCGCAACCCACCCGACCCGAAACUCGACGAACCUAUAAUUCGAUUUGCCCGCAACCCGAUGAAUCAACAACCCGACUAACCUGCAACCCUUUUGAACUCUAUUAAACCCAAAUCUAAUAAACCCGCAACCCGAUGAACCCAGAACGAAACCGCCGAUUCACACCUUGGGCUCGAAUAGUAAGCGGAGCUACUUUUUUUCUCCUCUCACGCGGUCCCGCUUUACUGUAUCGCUCUGUCCUCUCAGAUCCGAACAAAUCCUCCGGCGGAAAGGCUCUGAUAACAAUUCUCGUACAACUCUCCAGAUUACUCCGGCAAAUGAGGAUUCUGCAGAUUGGGUUCUUGGUCGCUUUGGCAUCUGGACUUUCUGCUAUUCUCAUCUACAUUAACGGCGUCACCAAUUUCGUUGGGAUCCAGAGACUGUCUAGUGAAGAAGUGGAAGCGUUGCAAUCUCUGCAAGCAAGUUUCAAGAAGUGCGUGAGUGCUAAUGGACUAGGUCUUCAAGCUUUCCCCGGGAACGAUUACUGCAUGGUCACCAUUAAUUUCCCAAGCAACACUGACUCUAAAUGGAAGGACCCUAAAACUGGAGAACCCGAAGGUUUGUCCUUUGAGUUCGAUCUAUGUGAAGCAGUGGCAACUUGGGAGCAGGUUAGGAACAGUACUACCAUACUUACAAAGCAUUUCAUAGAUGCUCUCCCAAAUGGAUGGGAGGACUAUGCAUGGCGCCGGAUCAAUAAAGGAAUUCAGCUCAAUCGAUGUCAGAAUAAGACUUUAUGUAUGGAGAAGCUCAGAUUGGUGUUACCUGAAACACCGCCUUAUGUUCCCAAAGAGUUUGGCCGUUGUGCUGUUAUUGGUAAUUCAGGAGAUCUUUUGAAAACAAGGUUUGGGAAAGAAAUUGAUGGUUACGAUGUUGUCAUCAGAGAAAAUGGUGCUCCGAUUCAGAACUAUACUGAAUAUGUGGGUAGGAAAAGUACCUUCCGCCUACUUAACAGGGGAUCCGCUAAGGCUCUUGAUAAAGUUGCGGAGUUGGAUGAGUCGAGGAAGGAAGUCUUGAUCGUCAAAACAACAAUACAUGACAUUAUGAACCAGAUGAUUAAGGAAGUUCCAAUAAGAAAUGCUGUCUACCUUAUGUUAGGUGCAUCUUUUGGAUCAGCAGCAAAAGGAACUGGGCUGAAAGCCCUUGAAUUUGCUCUAUCUAUGUGUGAGUCGGUGGACAUGUAUGGAUUUACUGUCGACCCAGGAUACAAAGAAUGGACUAGAUAUUUCUCAGAAUCUCGGAAGGGCCACACUCCUCUCCAUGGGAGGGCUUACUACCAAAUGAUGGAGUGUCUUGGUCUUAUCAAGAUUCAUUCUCCCAUGCGAGCUGAUCCCAACCGUGUCCUGAAAUGGGUUCCAAGCCAGAGUACUAUUAUUGCGGCUAGAACUGCAUCAGAGAAACUACUGAGGAGGGUUGGAGCAGGCUCUAUAGACCCACUGAGAGCAUGUGAAAUAAAGAAACAGGUUAGGAGGCGGCCAUCAGCUGUUCCUAGUCCGAGAAAAGCUGCUAUUGAUCAUCAGAAGUUCGUAAAAGGCACAACAUUGUACCCUUUGGAGCACAAUCCUGGACAUGGUAUGCUCUGUACAGUCCCUAUGGGCUGAAAUUUCAAAACGCAUACCAGGCAUCUUUGCACGGAACCAGCUCACUGAAGUUGCCAAGUUAUUCUUUGAUUAAUUCACGAUGUUAUGAAUGUCAAGCGCAGAAGCAAACUCAUUUGAUCUUACGGUUUUCUAAUUGCUGGAGAGAUUGAAAUAGGCGGAUGUAGGUAGGUGGAGAUUAAAUCAACGUAGUAGUAUCGACCAUAGAACCUUGCCAGCUGCAGACGUGAACACAAAUAGGUCUUUUUAUGUGCAGGAGGCAGCUAAAACACGACCUUCGUCAUCGUUUGUAUUCAUCUCUACUGUUUCUGUACAAGUGAAAGACCCUAUUCAUAGCGUUAACCCUCCGUUGCUCAGCUUGCUAGCUAACCUUGAAGUGGCAAUUUCCAAUCCACCAAUCCAAUCUACUUCCUUAAAUUUCAACUAAUGCAAUACAUUUAAAUCCAAUCAAUUGCCAGGUUUCUCAUAAAAAAAAUAAAUCCAAUCAAUUGGAAUUGGUUUGGUGGAUUCAUAGAUUAUUGAUACGUUACAGUUUAAUAUCUAUAUUUUAUAUUUUGAUACCUAAAAUUUACUUUUAGGGGAAAAUAUUAUUGAAUUAUUUUUUUAUGGUUAACCAAAAAUUGUAUUGAAGCCGGGAGAGUUACAACUCGCAUACUCCCUCUCAAAAGAUCAACUAUUCUUUACAGACCAUCAAAACUUUUAUACAUUUUCGACUGCUUAAUCAACUAUAAAACUAAUGACUAUGUUCGAACACAUUUUGUACUAUCAACCGGAAAAGGAAUUUGACCACUUGCAAUUUGCAAACAUGUAGAACUCCUUCCGAAGUUUGGAGACUUGACUUGGAUUUGCUAUCUUCCCUUUCCAUACAACAUUGUACAUCUUUCUCGCCAAACAUAACUAAUAGCCAUUAUCCAUAGCAAUCUCACCACAGGUGCUUCAUUACUUUUCUGUACCCAUUUAUGCUUAGCAUAGGGUAAGUGAGAGCUCUAAUAUGAUAAUGAAGGACAAGUACAGACCUUAUUCAAUACUAUCUGCAAUACUGAUGCACUAAAGUAGCAGGUACCAAACAAGUGAUCGCUGCACUCUAAACCCCCUGGGCAUAACACACAACUACCAUCACAAGCAAUCCCCCAGCUAGAAAGUUUAUCCUUAGUUCCUCAAGAUGAUAAACCAUAAUAGCACACUAUGCUUUAGAAUGAAUGGUUUAUCCCAUCUGUUUCAUGGUUGUCAAACGAGGUGAAUGGUUUUUGAACCAUCAUCGAUGUUGUCAAUAACGGUGAAUGGCUCACCGCUCACGUGUAAUGUGGUGAGACACAGAUAUGGGAAGAAAAUCAUAAUCCACACCUCACCGCAUCCGAUGGCCGUGAUACGAGGAUUCUAGUUUUUCUCCCAAAUCUUAUGCCUCACAGCGUCCCGCGUUAGUAAUUCGAGUCCUUAACCGCCUUUAUCGAAUGCGGUGAAUGCACUGCAUUGGACGACUACGAUGAAGGCACUGCCUCCAUGCCUGCAGUCUCCAUCUCCUAUAAAUUCAGACCUCCUCCCCUCAUUUUAGCCACACCACUACACUUCACAAUUCUUUCUGUCUCCCUUCCUCCACUCUAGGAAUUCCAAUGGUUGCGGUUAAGGCCGAUCCUCCACAACAUAAUAAAGUACUUGAGUUAUU